CAUCACAAUCUAAUCUCUAUCUUCUCUCGAAUUGCCUCUCUCAUUUUUUCAGUCUCUAGCUAAUAUCAUGGAUGGUCAAAACGAGAACAUCAUCUCCUUCUCAACCCCGAACUCAAGGCACAUCUCUCCCUCUCAGGUCACGCAGCCUGCCGUAGCGGCUCCAGCCACAGUGGAGGAGGGUUCCCGAAGCACGAGGAGGGGUAGAGGUGUUAUUUACGGGCGCGAUGCACGCGGUAGGUUCCUCAGUAAGAAUGGGACACAAAGGAAUAGGCCGACGUCGUUGCCCAACGUUUUAGGUGACAUGUCGAAUGUGACUACUGGAGGAGGGGACUUCACGCCGUAUAUCUUCACAGUUAAUAUAGGAGAGGAUAUAAUCGAAAGAAUUAUGUCCUUCAUGGAAAAUGGUGCUCGCGGAGUAACUGUGCUAUCCGCAAAUGGUUGGGUUACUAACGUCAAGAUUCAAACGCUCGAUAGCACCCGCCGAGUCGUGAUCUUUAAGGCUGCGUACGAUUUAGUAUCGCUGAGCAGUUCAAUGACAGCAUAUGAGAGUGGAUCAGUGAAUAAUCAGACGGGAGGGUGGCGGAUAACGAUUGGUGGGGUUGGUGGUCGCAUCUUUAGUGGUGUUUUAGUUGGUAGACUCAUUGCAGCAAGUCAAGUCCAAGUUGUGGUUGGAAGUUUCUGGCCGUUGGUACCAAAUCCGCCUCAAAAAAGGUAUGAUGAGCCAAACGUUGUGGUUGUUCCACCAGAGAGACAAAAUUCAUUGCCUUCCUCAUCAUCUGGACAAGUCCAACAAGCACAUAUGAUGAGCGGCCCUUCUCAGUCUCAAGAGAGGGUUGAUAAGUCUAAAACUGUGAUUGGUGGACCUACAGUACCAAGCACACUGUCAUUCACAGGACAAGUCGGACAACCAGACAUGAGUGGCUCUUCACACUCUCAGAUGAGCAGCAAUGAAUUCCAAACUGUGAAUUUUUCAGCCAGAGUACCAAACUCAUUGGCUUUCUCAUUUACGGUACAAGUCCAACAACCAGAGAUGAGAGGCCCUCAUAUUUCUCAGAUAGUCAAUGAUCCAUCCCAAGCUGCGAUUGUUGGACGUACAACACCAAGAGAGCUGGCUUUCUCGUUCAGAGGACAAGUCCAACAACCAGAGCCAUCCCACUCUCAUCAGACGAGGAAGGAUGACUCUCAAGCAGUGGUUGUUCCAAGCGCCCUUGCUUCCUCAUCUACGGGACAAGUUACACAGCCAGAAGUUUCAAGCCCUAUUCUGACUCUAGGGUGGCACAACCAGUUGUAAACCGUUUAUAACAACUUCUCUUUAAUUUAUGUAUUUAAACCGUUUAUAAUGACAUUUAUUUAACUUUGGUAUAUCCAAAACCGUUCUUAA
Molecule: messenger RNA, 1381 nt
Organism: Capsella rubella
Lineage: Eukaryota; Viridiplantae; Streptophyta; Magnoliopsida; Brassicales; Brassicaceae
Product: AT-hook motif nuclear-localized protein 10
Exons: 5
Coding region: 68-1291 (407 amino acids)
Molecular function (GO): minor groove of adenine-thymine-rich DNA binding
Source: RefSeq, a predicted model, not a curated record